Molecule: messenger RNA, 690 nt
Organism: Opisthorchis viverrini
Lineage: Eukaryota; Metazoa; Platyhelminthes; Trematoda; Opisthorchiida; Opisthorchiidae
Exons: 4
Source: RefSeq, a predicted model, not a curated record
AUUAGUAGACAAGUGCUAUGUCACGCAGAUCGAGUACGCUUGACCGUUCAAAACUUAGGUGUGGAAAAAUUGAAGGUCACCCGCUGGCUUCCACAACAACAAACCAUAAAAGCACGAUUGUCAUUGCUUUACAUUCUUGUGAUCACCAAGAGUUCGGCUAAAGAUAAGAACUCAGAUCAAGUUUCUGAGGUUCAUCAAACGAUCAUGAAGUGUCUGCUGACUUUCUUCGUCGUGGGUAUUGCCAUUUACGGAGUAGAACCAGCAACAUUUUUUAUUCCAGUAGAAUACAAUGAAAAUGGCCGACCAUUUGUUGAGUACAAUAGCAGGAAAUACCCAAUCGUUGGGGAAAGGCAAUUAACACAUGAGGAUGGAAACGGUUGCACUGUUGUGCUGUCACUGAAAAUGCCAUCGAAAGAAGAGCUACUGAAAAAAUCGGGCUACGUUCAAGGGUCGGUACUCUGCUUUCCAUUCUUUCCAUGAGUAGUUACACUGGAUCUGGUGGACCAUUACAUACAUUUAGCAAAAGAAUUACUUUUUUAUUUUCAAGACAAUCAUGCAAAUCGUACGUCUUGCGCAUUGAUUUUCAAGUACAUUGAUGUCUAAGCUCAAAAACUCCGAGAAAACCUACAAGCUUUAGGUAGGCACUAGAAGUGUUGCUGUAAACAGAACGAUGUUUAACAUGUUUACCUU